UACUCGACGACGAGAACACUCAGUACCUCAAAGAGGACACUCUGGUGUUCAGGGUAUCUGUACAAGUACCCCAACUACAAGCCGUGGCUGGAGCCAACCAUUUGAAACUGUUUGUGCUUACAUGUAUUGUUACACAAAUUUAUUUUAACUUUUGAUCUGUAUUGAUUUUUUGGUUUUGGAGUGUUGAUUAUUGAUCUGCUGGUUUAAGUUAAAGUGGUGGUUUUUCUAUCUCAUUGUUUUCGAGACGUGGGUCAGUUGGUUUAUUUGUCUGUUAGUUUGUGGCAUGUGAGUCUACUCCCAUAGCGCUGCGUUUACAGCAUGGAUAGCCUUCAUACAACAGUGGCAGAUUUUGAUGUUAAAACUUCGUUGUCGAGCAAAAGCUAAAAAGCUUGAACUUGCACGUUGGCUGCAUGGCCUCUAGCUACAUGCGUCCUUUAUUCGAGGCACAUAUUUACAGCUGAAGUGAUCCUGUACCAGGAACAAUGCAGCUUCCAUGCUUCAUACAUACUACUGUAUUUAUGUAAAUAUUUGAGGGUUAGCACUUUAGUGCUCUAGAACUGUUUUUAGAAGCCCUCAGGGCUAGUAGAACCCUCACUACGUUAGGGAUACUACAACCAGCCCUUUGGUCUGUCCUAAACAGUGUCUAAGCAUUUUAGAUCUUAGCAACCACGAGUCUCUAGCCAAUCAGAUUUGAAUGUAAUCUUUACUACAUGAUCAAUUAAAGAUUACAUGAUUUUCUAGAACACUUCCUCUAACCAAUCAGAUUGUAGUAUUUCUGAAGGACUCUUGGUUCUAUAACAUGAUGUACAUUACAUACACUUUCGUAUGCUCUCUCUUCAGUGCAUAUAAGGGAAGGGAUGAUUUAUUGCAUGAUACCUCCAAGUAACGUAUAGCGAAUAAUUUUCGUGGGGUAAAAAAUUAGUUUAACUUCAAAUACUGCUUUAGGUAGUCAGUUACUUUGGGAGGGGCUAGUCCUAGUGCAUGCUCCAGCAGGAUCACUAUAAUUACAUAUACCUUGAGAGGAGGGAUUUUGGACCACUGAAUCUGGCAUGUUUCAUCUUGCCUGGUCACCACAUCACUAUGUGCUACACUAUAUAAGGAAGCAAUGCUGCAGCCUUGACCACUCUCAACUGGCCACCAUGUCCAACACUUUCCACUUCACCUGCUCCCUAGAAUCAAGCAACCUGUCCAAGACUGUGACAUUUCGAAUGACUGAUUUUCUGAAACAUAAGAGUGACAAAGAUUUGUUUUACAGCCCUCCAUUUUAUACGUCUCACACUACUGGCUACAAGAUGUGCUUGUGGAUUGACGCUGAUGGCUGGGAUGACGGUGAUGGCACUCAUGUUUCAGUGAGUUACCAUCUCAUGAAGGGGGACAAUGAUGACUCCCUGUCCUGGCCCUUCACCGGCGGGAGGGUCACAAUCGAAAUACUAAAUCAACUGGAGGAUGAUAACCACUACAAAGAGAUGAAUCCAUUCAAAACGGGCAUUAGGAGAGUAGUGGGUGGUGAGACAGCAAAAUUUGGAGGUGGUUGGGCGCAGUUCAUCUCCCACGCUGACCUCGACUACGAUGCUAAGACGAACACUCAGUACCUCAAAGACGACACUCUGGUGUUCAGGGUAUCAGUAAAAAUACCCAACUACAAGCCGUGGCUGGAGCCAACCAUUUGAAACUGAAACACUUUCUUGCUUAUUGUUGUAUAUCGUUGUUCUCGUUUUAACUGCAUUUACUAGUUUUUGGAGUUUAUUAUUAUUAUUGAGUUCUGCUGAUUUUUGUGGGUUAUUGUAUGACUUAAAUAUUAUUAUACUAUACAAUACACUAUCUCUGGUGUCCGUAUAGCGGGUAACUUUCGUGGGGUGAAAAAUUUGUUUAACAGGAAAACGGUGAUUUUCCUGAGUAUAAAUUUCAUUGCAUGCCAGAGGAGGCUGGACACGCGUCAUCCGUAGUCAUCCGUUAGUCAUCAAUAAUCUCAUGAAUACGCUUAAAAUCGAUUCUUUUUCGGUCCUGCUGAGUCAGCAUUUUACCUUUCUUGUCUAUCUCUCUUGUAUUAUAUCUCCUGCAUGUUAGUUUAUGAGUCGUAGUAGUUUAAUAAUAUGAUUGCUAUACCUGCUACAUCAAGACAGGAGUAAAAAAACAAAGGCAAGUGCAGCAACAACUCGAUGUUUGUGACUAAUCUAAGUUUCUGGCUCAUUGCUUCUAGUAUGACUAUGCUACUCAGUUUCUAGUUUCACUGGGUAUUUUUAGCAUCAUUUACUACUAGUAUGCAUCUGUGUGUAGCAAAGGUCAAAUGUACUCAAUUAGAUCACUAAUUGUACCCCACCCCCACACACACACUCACCACAACCCCACCCCCACACACACUCACCACAACCCCACCCCCACACACACACUCACCACAACCC
This is a messenger RNA of Halichondria panicea, 2402 nucleotides long. Its product is annotated as TNF receptor-associated factor 5-like. The coding region runs from base 1050 to 1670 and encodes 206 amino acids. The transcript has a single exon. The record is from RefSeq and is a predicted model, not a curated record. Gene Ontology annotation, molecular function: protein binding. Lineage: Eukaryota; Metazoa; Porifera; Demospongiae; Suberitida; Halichondriidae.